GGUAUAGUGCAUUGAAGAUUUGAUGUAGCACUGGCCUGGAAGUGGAUGCCCUGCCCGCCUUAAAUAGUGACACAAAUAACAAAGUGUUAUAAACCUGUCACAGACACAGCUCACAAGUCACAGCUUAAUGGCCACACCAUUAUCAUCCUUCAACUUCAACCCUUCAACUUCAACAAAUACAAAAACCCUUCUUCAAAACCCCCAUUAUACUUAUACCCACUUUUUGUCAAACUCUCAAACCCAAAACCCAGACCUAAAACUCACUAUCACUGGGCCUUCUAGGCUGUGUGGCCAUGUCCCCAUCAGUGGUUCCAAGAACUCAGCAUUGGCCAUUCUGGCUGCCACCCUUUGCUGCUCGGGCACUUGUAAGCUUAACAAUGUCCCCAAUGUAUCAGAUACUCGAGAUAUGGCUUCCAUUUUGACCUCCUUGGGAGCCCAAAUCCAUGUCUCUCUGUCUCAAAGUGAUGGCCAAUACUUGGUUAACACUGAUGGGGUCCACUCCGUCGAGCCUUGUUCCGAUGCCAUUCGCAAGAUUCGAGGUGGGUUCUUUGUUAUCGGGCCUUUGCUGGCUCGUUUCGGCGAGGCCACUGUCGCAUUGCCCGGCGGCUGCGACAUCGGGGCUCGCCCUGUCGACUUGUUCAUUCGAGGCCUUCGUGCUCUUGGUGCUAUUGUUUAUGUCAGGAAUGGGAAAGUUCAAGCUUGUACAGAGAAUGGCAGAGGAUUGGUAGGGGGGAGAUUCCAACUUGAUUACCCCAGUGUUGGGGCAACUGAAACUCUUAUGAUGGCAGCAUGUAUGGCUGAUGGAGUCACUGUACUCUCAAAUGUUGCCCAAGAACCAGAGGUGGUUGAUCUUGCUUGUUUUCUAACAGAGUGUGGAGCCUGUAUAGAGGGAGCAGGAAGUGACCAGCUUAUUAUCAAGGGAAAGUGUCAAUUGCAUGGUGUUGAAUGUACUAUUUCACCUGAUCGCAUUGAAGCAGGCACCUUUAUGCUUGCUGCAGCAAUUACUCGCUCUUGCAUCUCAGUGUCACGUGUCAUCCCUUCCCAUCUAACAUGUUUGAUAGACAAACUAUUAACUUCUGGUUGCAAAAUCAGACAGUGCAACCAUGACACUUUUGAGAUUUCAGCAGCCUCUACAGAUGUUAAAGAUCUGCGAGGUUUUGAUAUUAAGACAGGCCCAUUUCCUGGGUUUCCUACGGAUCUUCAACCUCAAACAAUGUCUCUACUCACCACAUGCAUCGGUUCUAGCAUUGUGGAGGAAUGUGUAUUUGACAAACGUAUGGGUCAUGUAAAAGAACUGCGUAAGCUUGGAGCAAGAAUUCAGCUUUGUGGGAGCACUGCUCUAGUUUUUGGGAAAGAUAAAGGGAGUCCCUUGCGUGGUUCUCAACUAGUUGCAACUGAUUUAAGAGGUGGGAUGGCACUGGUAUUAGCAGGAUUAGCAGCAGAAGGAACUACAGAGAUCAGUGGUGCUGCUCAUAUUUACAGAGGUUAUGAGAAUUUAGAGAUGAAGUUUCAGUUUCUAGGAGCUGAUAUCAAAAGAUUGAUUCCCCUUGCAUGUACAUAAUAGCAACCACAAUACAAGCUUCCUAAUUUGGAAAGUGAUGCUCCUUUUCUCAUUUUAAUUAGAGUCUCGGGUGCCCAUAGAACAUUUGUUAAUGAGUCAUUUUAGGAAAAUUGUAAUACCACUUCUAUAGAAAAUAUAAAAAGUUGUCAUAAAAGUAA
Quercus lobata is the source of this 1719-nucleotide messenger RNA. RefSeq names its product UDP-N-acetylglucosamine 1-carboxyvinyltransferase 2-like. The record is from RefSeq and is a predicted model, not a curated record. The coding region runs from base 128 to 1561 and encodes 477 amino acids. Gene Ontology annotation, molecular function: UDP-N-acetylglucosamine 1-carboxyvinyltransferase activity. The transcript has 6 exons. Gene Ontology annotation, biological process: UDP-N-acetylgalactosamine biosynthetic process. Lineage: Eukaryota; Viridiplantae; Streptophyta; Magnoliopsida; Fagales; Fagaceae.